Messenger RNA from Chelonus insularis, 1051 nucleotides. RefSeq names its product probable transcriptional regulatory protein TTE1135. The transcript has 4 exons. Lineage: Eukaryota; Metazoa; Arthropoda; Insecta; Hymenoptera; Braconidae. The coding region runs from base 188 to 1000 and encodes 270 amino acids. Gene Ontology annotation, cellular component: mitochondrion. The record is from RefSeq and is a predicted model, not a curated record.
AGAAAACGCUUUGACGUAUCUUCAACAAUUGCUUCCAUAGAACUGACUAACCAAUAAUUUCAACCCUAGCCUUUUUUAAACAAUUGUCCCUAAUUAUAACAAAAAUAUUGUAAAAAGGAAAGUGGUAGUAAAGUUCGAAAAAAUUAAAUGUUUUUUUUUGGUUAAAUUAACCUAGCGUGUUUCAAAGAUGUAUAAGUUGACGAGAUUUUCUGUCAAAAAAAUCACAAAAGAACUCAUUACUCAAGAUAAAAAAUUUAAAGGACAUAGUAAAUGGCAAAACAUAAGGCAUAUAAAAGCAGAAAAAGAUGCUGAAAAAGCUGCAAUGAUCAUAAACUUGUGUCGUCGAAUAAAAGUUGCAAUUGCCGAGGGUGGAAGCCUUAAACCAAGUGAUAAUCCUCGAUUGCAAGCAGUACUUAAAGAAGCAAGAAGAAAGAAUAUGCCAGCAGCUACAAUUGAUAAAUUUUUGAACAGAAUAGAAAAUAGUAAGGUAAAAACAGAGAUAAUUGAUUGUCGAGGUCCAGGAAAAUCAGUAUUUCUGAUUAAAAUAUUAACUGAGAAUCCUAAAGGUGUACGAAUGGAGUUUAAUACAAUAUUCAGAAAGGCCGGUUGUAUUAAUGGCGAUGGAAAAUUAGUAUCUAUGUUCAAUCAUUAUGGCUAUAUUAUCACUGAGAUGAAAGAUAAUUUAGAUGUUGCAAUAGAAGAUGCUAUUGCUGUUGGAGCUGAUGAAGUUGAAAUAAUCGAAGAUAAGGGAAAAUAUUAUGAAUUCGCCUGUAAUCCAAUCAUGAUGCCAAGAAUACAAACUCAAUUAGAGAAAUUGAAUUAUAAAAUAAUAACAUUCGAUGAUCUAUAUGUUCCUCGAGCAACGAUAACGCUAUCAAAAGAAGAAAAUGAAAAAGUAAAUCAUCUAUAUACUAAAUUAGAUAUAAGAGAUGAAAUAGUCAAUAUUUAUCAUAAUAUUGAAUAUCCUGAAGAAGAUGAAAAAUCUACUAAAUCUAAAUAAAUUGUCUAGCACUCUUCAAAGUUGUUAAUAAUUUAACAAAUAAACGCUUUU